Messenger RNA from Pistacia vera, 2542 nucleotides. Its product is annotated as probable inactive ATP-dependent zinc metalloprotease FTSHI 3, chloroplastic. Gene Ontology annotation, cellular component: chloroplast thylakoid; membrane. The record is from RefSeq and is a predicted model, not a curated record. Gene Ontology annotation, biological process: proteolysis. The transcript is spliced from 5 exons. The coding region runs from base 217 to 2151 and encodes 644 amino acids. Gene Ontology annotation, molecular function: ATP-dependent peptidase activity; ATP binding; zinc ion binding. Lineage: Eukaryota; Viridiplantae; Streptophyta; Magnoliopsida; Sapindales; Anacardiaceae.
UCAUCUUCUUUCAUUUCAUUAACUCAUUUCUCAGUUUCCACCAAGCUCACAGUCCACCUGGUAAGAAUACCCUUUUCAUGUUCAUUUCACCGCUUUAACAAUAUCACUUUGUUCCUAUCAUUUACGACCUUCUUUUUGUUACUGGGUAUUUCUUGGAUUUUGUUUUGUUGAUAAUAAUUAUGCCUAUAUAGUACUUGUUGUAGUUGUACAAAAGAGAUGGCUUGUUUUUCUGUUGUUUGCAAUAAUGGGUUUUUGCCUACUCAAGAAAACAUUGGACUUUAUGGUGUCAAAACCAAGUCUUUGAUGAGAUAUACUAGUGCUUGUUAUAAUGCUUCUGUGGGGUUUUAUAAUUGUUACUGGAAAUCUUCACAUUUGUUGCUUUGUAACAAUAAGUUUAGGUUUCUUAAUAUUGGAGAAUUUGGAGUUCCCUUGUUGGGAUUUUAUGAUUGUUGUAAGUCUCAACAUGGGUUGUGUUGUAGCAAUGGAAUUAGGCCAUUAGUGAAAGGAAGCAUUGAAGAUAAAGGAACCCAUUUGGAGAAUAGAGGUAAUGGGAAAUUGAGAAGGAGAUUUUCGUUAAGAUUGCGUCCAAGGUUGCGGUUGUUGAUAGUGAGAUUGAAGAGGGUUUCUCUUAGGUCGGUGUUGAAUGAUAUUGGGAUGUUUUUGAGGAAGAAUAUUAGGAGGGUGACUUUGUCUACUUUGAUAUCUGUUGCUCUGGGGCUGUGCUAUUUGCUUGUAAAUUUAACGACAUUGCCAUCACCGAAGAUUGUUCCAUAUUCGGACUUGAUAACAAGCCUUCAAAACGGGUCUGUUACAAAAGUUUUACUUGAAGAGGGGUCUCGUCGGAUAUAUUAUAACACAAACGUACAGAGUUUUGAUACUACUGAGAUUACAGAAGAAAAAUCACCAGUAGUAAAUGAUUCAACUGAGAAUGUGGAUCAUAUGGCUGCCGGAAAUGAUGGUGUGAGAGUGGCAGUGGCAGUGGCAGUUAAUUUCAAUAUUUUGAAGAAGUUUUCAAGGAAUCAAUCUUCUAUUCCUCAGUGGGAGUUUUCCACUAGAAAAAUAGAUCAUGAUGAGAAAUUUCUUCUUAGUUUGAUGAGAGAAAAGGGAACAACUUAUAGCUCAGCUCCUCAAUCACCAUUAAAGUCAAUGAGAAAUAUUUUAAUUACUGUGAUAUCUUUGUGGAUUCCCUUAACCCCUUUGAUGUGGCUUCUUUAUCGUCAACUUUCUGCUGCUAAUAGCCCAGCAAAACGGCAACGGCCCAAUAAACAGAUGGUUAACUUUGAUGAUGUGGAGGGUGUUGACACUGCUAAAGUAGAGCUUAUGGAGAUAGUUUCAUGCCUUCAAGGAGCAAUAAACUACCAAAAACUAGGAGCAAAGUUACCUAGAGGAGUGUUGCUGGUGGGUCCCCCUGGAACUGGGAAAACAUUGCUUGCUCGUGCAGUGGCUGGUGAAGCAGGAGUGCCAUUUUUCACUGUUUCUGCCAGUGAAUUUGUGGAGUUGUUUGUUGGAAGAGGGGCAGCUCGCAUCAGAGACCUCUUUAGUGCAGCAAGGAAAUGUGCACCAGCAAUCAUAUUCAUUGAUGAACUUGAUGCAGUUGGAGGAAAGCGUGGUAGAAGUUUCAAUGACGAACGUGACCAAACACUGAAUCAGUUGCUGACUGAAAUGGAUGGAUUUGAGUCAGACAUGAAAGUGGUUGUCAUUGCAGCAACUAAUAGGCCAGAGGCAUUGGAUCCAGCCCUUUGUCGCCCUGGUCGCUUCUCCAGAAAAGUUCUUGUAGGAGAACCUGAUGAGGAAGGAAGAAGAAAGAUCUUGUCUGUGCAUUUGAGGGGUAUUCCUCUGGAAGAAGAUACACGUCUUAUUGGUGAUCUUGUUGCUUCUGUCACCCCAGGCUUUGUAGGUGCUGAUCUAGCAAACAUCGUGAAUGAAUCUGCUUUACUUGCUGCUCGUCGAGGCAGUGAAACUGUGACAAGGGAAGACAUAAUGGAAGCUAUAGAAAGGGCAAAGUUUGGGAUCAAUGAUAGACAGCUAAAGCCUACUACAAUAAGCGAAGAGCUUGGGAAAAUUUUCCCAUGGAUACCAUCUCUCAUGGGAAGAAAUGACACAAAACAGGAUAGUUUGCCAGGGCCUUUAGGCUAUCAAACUCUAAGCUGAUGAAAAUAUAAAGUUGCACUUCUUGUCCGCAUUCGUAGAGAUUCCAUCCUCUCGAAAAUCAAUCGUCUGACACUCCCAGCUGGUUGGGAUUCCACUUUGAUUCCCACUCUGCAGCCACGGGUCAAUAAUGGCGGCCACCAACUCAUUUCACAGGUUUAACUUUUCCUUGGAUUCUCUUUGAAUAAUGUGUCGUAUAUACUUUUCAAAUGGCCUUGGAAUCUUAUUGAUCUUGAAUCUUGUGGUAUAUUCUUAUUUAGCUUUCCACCGAGCUUCAUUGGACACACACUACAUUAAUAAUUAAUUAAUAGGGGAUCUCAAAUCCAAUAUGUAAAGACAUUGAUAAAAGAGAUCAACAUAAUUUUAUAAAACUAGUAUUUGUAUUAAUAUAGUA